CAUCAUCGUCCUCAUCCUCGCGCUAACCUACCUACGUGUCCCUCGUCGUCGAGCUCCAGAAAUGUUCGUCGCUGUGAGCUCACAGAUUUGAGCUCUUGUUUUCUCUAGAUUUUUUAUUUUUUUUUUUUGCAGCGAGGUAGCUCAAAGAUUCGUGCGUCCAUGGGGGCUGACGCGGAGGCGCCGCUGCUGGAGGGGAGGAGGGGCGCCACGCCGGCGCAGACGCUGGGGAACAUCGUCGUCUCCAUUGUCGGCACAGGAGUGCUCGGCCUCCCCUACGCCUUCCGCACCUCCGGCUGGCUCGCCGGAGCUCUCGGCGUCGCCGGCGCCGGCGCCGCCACCUUCUACUGCAUGCUCCUCCUUCUGGAUUGCAGAGACAAGCUGCGGGAGCAAGAAGACGAGGAGGUGCAUCACGACGGCAAUUACACCUAUGGCGACCUCGGCGAGAAAUGCUUCGGCAGAAUUGGCAGGUACUUCACUGAGGUCACCAUCAUCCUCUCCCAGACCGGCGGCUCCGUCGCCUACCUCGUCUUCAUCGGCCAGAACGUCUGCUCAGUGUUCCCCGCCGGCGGCGACGAGCGGCUGCCGCGCCUGUCUCCGGCCGCCGUCGUCGUCCUCGCGGUGCUCCUGCCGGCCGAGGCCGCGCUCUCCUUCAUCCGCUCUCUGUCGUCCCUGGCGCCGUUCAGCAUCCUCGCCGACGCGUGCACCGUGCUGGCCGUGGCCACCGUCGUCAAGGAGAACCUCCAGCUUCUCGCCGGCCGCGGCGGGAGCCCGUUCGACGGGCGGAGCGCGUUCGCGGGGCUCUGGGGCGUCCCGUUCGCCUGCGGCGUCGCCGUGUUCUGCUUCGAGGGGUUCUGCCUGACGCUGGCGCUGGAGGCGUCCAUGUCCGACCGGAGGAGGUUCCGCCCCGUGCUCCUCCUGGCCAUCGCCGGCGUCACCGUCGUCUACGUCUGCUUCGGCGUCUGCGGCUACCUCGCCUACGGCGACGCCACCAGAGACAUCGUCACCCUCAAUCUUCCCAACAACUGGUCCACCGCCGCCGUCAAGAUCGUGCUGUGCGUUGCGCUGGCGCUCACGUUCCCGAUGAUGAUGCACCCGAUCCACGAGAUCGCGGAGGCGCGGCUGUUCCCGCCGGGCGGGUGGGCGCGGAAGCGCGGCGGCGGCGUCGAGCGCGCGGCGGUGCGGUCGAGCCGCGUGGCGGUGGUGGCGGCGCUGUCGGCGGUGGCGUGCUUCGUGCCGGCGUUCGGGGAGUUCGCGUCGUUCGUGGGGAGCACGGUGUGCGCCAUGCUCUCCUUCGUGCUGCCGGCGCUGUUCCACCUCCGCCUCGUCGGAGCGGCGGCGAGCCCGUGGCGGCGCGCGGUGGACGGCGGCUUCCUGCUCCUUGGGCUGGGCUUCGCAGCCCAUGGGCUCUACACUGUCGUCUCGGGCCACUGAAACUGGGCUGAGAUGGGCCUAAAUGGGCCUGUAUCUACCAUCCAGUCCAAUCCAGCGGCUGCUUUGUUCCAAUAUUUUCCAGACAUUUUUUUCAUGAGAACUAUGAUGCCAUCUUCGGUGUAAUUAGCAUAAGAUAGAAUAGGAUUUUUACGAUGUAAAUUCAUACACACCUCACUCUGAGCUGUUCCCUCCAAAAAAAAAGAACACCUCUGAGCUGUUGGAAAGCUCAAUGAGAUCUCUGCUGUACUUAGCACGGAAAA
Molecule: messenger RNA, 1691 nt
Organism: Oryza brachyantha (malo sina)
Lineage: Eukaryota; Viridiplantae; Streptophyta; Magnoliopsida; Poales; Poaceae
Product: amino acid transporter ANT1-like
Exons: 3
Coding region: 160-1431 (423 amino acids)
Biological process (GO): amino acid transmembrane transport
Cellular component (GO): vacuolar membrane
Molecular function (GO): amino acid transmembrane transporter activity
Source: RefSeq, a predicted model, not a curated record